GAGAGAGCGAGCGCGGCUUCGGGCGCGCGGGGAGUAGAGGCGGUGGCGGGCGGCGGCGGCACCGGGAGCCGCCUAGUGCCCCUCCCCGCCCCUCCGGCCCCCCACCCACCUACCCGCCCGUGGCCCGCGCCCAUGGCCGCGCGCGACCCAAGCAGCCCCCCGGACUCCGCGCCCUGCGCCGCCGCCCAGCCCGCAGCUCAGCGCCACCGCGGCCGGUCUCACCUGGCGGCGCCGCCCGCCCACCGCCCCGGCCACAGCCCCUGCGCCCACGGCAACAGCCGCGGCGACAGCGACAGCGGUGGGGGACGCUGCUGAGUCGAAGAGAGAGCAGCCUGGACACCGGACCUACUUACUUGCCUUGCUGAUUUGUCUAUUUUUAUAAAAGUUUACAACUUUUCUAAGAACUUUUGUAUACAAAGGAACUUUUUAAAAAAGACGUCUCCAAUUUAUAUUAAUCCAAAGAAGAAGGAUCUCGGGCAGUUUGGGGUUUCUGGUUUUGGCUUCGUUUCUAAGUCUUUUUAAAAUUUUCUUCGUUGAUUUUGGGGUUCGGGUACCCCCGCUGCUUCGGCUCCCAAGGACCUUCUGGGCCCCCACAUUAAUGAGGCAGCCACCUGGCGAGUCUGACAUGGCUGUCAGCGACGCGCUGCUCCCGUCUUUUUCUACGUUCGCGUCUGGCCCGGCGGGAAGGGAGAAGACACUGCGUCCGGCAGGUGCCCCGAAUAACCGCUGGCGGGAGGAGCUCUCCCACAUGAAGCGACUUCCCCCUGUGCUUCCCGGCCGCCCCUACGACCUGGCGGCGGCGACGGUGGCCACUGACCUGGAGAGCGGCGGAGCCGGCGCGGCUUGCGGUGGUAGCAAUCCGGCGCUCCUACCCCGGAGGGAGACGGAGGUGUUCAACGAUAACGACCUUCUGGACCUGGACUUUAUCCUUUCCAACUCGCUGUCCCAUCAGGAGUCAGUGGCUGCCACCGUGUCUUCAUCGGCUUCAGCCUCAUCCUCGUCCUCCCCCUCGAGCAGCGGCCCUGCCAGUGCGCCCUCCACCUGCAGCUUCAGCUAUCCGAUCCGAGCCGGGGGCGACCCAGGCGUGGCACCGGGCGGCUCGGGCGGAGGCCUCCUUUAUGGCCGGGAGUCUGCGCCCCCUCCCACAGCUCCCUUCAACCUGGCGGAUAUCAACGACGUGAGCCCCUCGGGCGGCUUCGUGGCUGAGCUCCUGCGACCAGAGUUGGACCCCGUGUACAUUCCGCCGCAGCAGCCGCAGCCGCCAGGUGGCGGGCUGAUGGGCAAAUUUGUGCUGAAGUCGGCGAUGAGCGCCCCUGGCAGCGAGUAUGGCAGCCCGUCGGUCAUCAGUGUUAGCAAAGGCAGCCCUGACGGCAGCCAUCCGGUGGUGGUGGCACCCUACAGCGGCGGGCCGCCGCGCAUGUGCCCCAAGAUCAAGCAGGAGGCAGUCCCCUCGUGCACCGUCAGCCGGCCCCUAGAGGCCCACUUAGGCGCUGGACCCCCUCUCAGCAAUGGCCACCGGCCGACUGCACACGACUUCCCCCUGGGGCGGCAGCUCCCCAGCAGGACUACCCCGACCCUGGGUCCCGAGGAACUGCUGAGCAGCAGGGACUGUCACCCUGCCCUGCCGCUUCCCCCAGGCUUCCAUCCCCACCCCGGGCCUAGCUACCCACCCUUCCUGCCCGACCAGAUGCAGCCGCAGGUCCCGCCGCUCCAUUACCAAGGUCAGUCCUGGGGAUUCUUAGCUUGGGCUGGGGAGCUCUGCGUGUGCCAGCCCUCCGGGGCUCACAGGAUGUUGCUGACCUCACCUUCUUCACCCCUAGAGCUCAUGCCACCCGGUUCCUGCAUGCCGGAGGAGCCCAAGCCAAAGAGGGGAAGAAGAUCGUGGCCCCGGAAAAGAACCGCCACGCACACUUGUGAUUACGCGGGCUGUGGCAAAACCUACACAAAGAGUUCUCAUCUUAAGGCACACCUGCGAACCCACACAGGUGAGAAACCCUACCACUGUGACUGGGAUGGCUGUGGGUGGAAAUUUGCCCGCUCGGAUGAACUGACCAGGCACUACCGCAAACACACCGGGCACCGCCCCUUCCAGUGCCAGAAGUGCGACCGGGCAUUUUCUAGGUCGGACCACCUCGCCUUACACAUGAAGAGGCACUUUUAAGUCUCAAACAGUGAAUAAGACCCAUACUGCCAAAAGAGAAUUCAGUAUUUUUUACCUUUGACACUGUCUUCCCGAUGAGGGGAGGAGCCCAGCUGGAGCACUACAAUCAUGGUCAAGUUCCCAACUGAGUCCACUUGUGAAUGAAUAAGCAGGAGCAACGAGGAAUCCAAAAGUCAAAAAUCAAAGAACAGAUGGGGUCUGUGACUGGAUCUUCUUAUCAUUCCAAUUCUAAAUCCAACUUCAAUAUUCCUGGACUUACAAAAUGCCAAGGGGGUGACUGGAAGUUGUGGAUAUCAGGGUAUAAAUUAGAUCCGUGAGUUGGGGGAGGGAAGACCAGAAUUCCCUUGAAUUGUGUUUUGAUGCAAUAUAAGCAUAAAGAUCACCUUGUAUUCUCUUUACCUUCUAAAAGCCAUUAUUAUGAUGUUAGAAGAAAAGGAAGAAAUUCAGGUACUGAAAAUGUGUUUUAAUAGCCUAAAUGAUGGUGCUUGGUGAGUCUUGGUUCUAAAGGUACCAAACGAGGAAGCCAAAGUUCUCAAACUGCUGCAUACUUUGACAAGGAAAAUCUAUUUUUGUCUUCCGAUCUACAUUUAUGACCUAAGUCAGGUAAAUACGCCUGGUUUACUUUAACAUUUUUAUGCAGACAGUCUGUUAUGCACUGUGGUUUCAGAUGUGCAAUAAUUCGUACAAUGGUUUAUUCCCAAGUAUGCCUUUAGCAGAACAAAUGUUUUUUCUAUAUAGUUCCUUGCCUUAAUAAAUAUGUAAUAUAAAUUUAAGCAAACUUCUAUUUUGUAUAUUUGUAAACUACAAAGUAAAAUGAACAUUUUGUGGAGUUUGUAUUUUGCAUACUCAAGGUGAGAAUUAAGUUUUAAAUAAACCUAUAAUAUUUUAUCUGAA
Molecule: messenger RNA, 3055 nt
Organism: Propithecus coquereli (Coquerel's sifaka)
Lineage: Eukaryota; Metazoa; Chordata; Mammalia; Primates; Indriidae
Gene: KLF4
Product: Kruppel-like factor 4 (gut)
Exons: 4
Coding region: 599-2161 (520 amino acids)
Biological process (GO): regulation of transcription by RNA polymerase II
Molecular function (GO): RNA polymerase II cis-regulatory region sequence-specific DNA binding; DNA-binding transcription factor activity, RNA polymerase II-specific
Source: RefSeq, a predicted model, not a curated record